AUGGUUGAAGUUGUAGAAAAAUCUGCUACCGGCCCUAACUACAUUGCAGAUCAGCAACCGAAAUUGUUGGUACGAAGCUUGCAAAAGACCUUGGGGGGCCUUCUAGGAAUUCCUCCUCGCGACUGCCUGUACUUUCUUGAUUCGUGUCUGGAGCAAACAUUUCGCGUAUUGGCUAUGUCGGCUCCAAUCGCUCAUACAUGUUCACGUUUGCUACGUAGUCUCCAGAAUCAGGCAAAAGCGCCUGUUUCAGCCCUCCUGCCUCUUUUUGGCCUUAUCCUCUACACGUUACUUGGCGCCCUACUCUUUAGUGAGUUAGAAGGUCCAAAUGAACAAUACGAAUUGGAAGUUCUCAAAAAACAGAGGAAUGAACUUUUUGAAGUAGGCCAAUCGAGUUUCCGAAUUCCAGCGGCAUCUAUUAAGUGA
Strongylus vulgaris is the source of this 423-nucleotide messenger RNA. Lineage: Eukaryota; Metazoa; Nematoda; Chromadorea; Rhabditida; Strongylidae. The record is from the annotation of a GenBank genome assembly.